Molecule: messenger RNA, 774 nt
Organism: Leptopilina boulardi
Lineage: Eukaryota; Metazoa; Arthropoda; Insecta; Hymenoptera; Figitidae
Gene: APC10
Product: anaphase-promoting complex subunit 10-like
Exons: 3
Coding region: 150-707 (185 amino acids)
Biological process (GO): anaphase-promoting complex-dependent catabolic process; protein K11-linked ubiquitination
Cellular component (GO): anaphase-promoting complex
Source: RefSeq, a predicted model, not a curated record
CAGACAUAUAUAUAUAUAUAUACCGGUUUAUAAACAAAACCUGACAAAACCAACCUAUUUUGUGUUUUGAAAGUGCCCACUGAUUGUAAAAGCCAUAAAAAAACAAAUGACACUUAAAUAUUUAACUGUAAUUUAGGAAUUUCAUUAAAAUGAGUAACAAAGCAGAUAAAGAUCCAGUACAGGAAGAAAUGUCGGGCAGAGUGCAAGAAGUGGGAAAUCAAGCAAUUUGGAGUUUAUCCAGCUGUAAACCAGGUUUUGGCGUUGAUCAACUUCGAGAUGAUAUAACAGAAACUUAUUGGCAAUCAGAUGGACAAUUACCACAUCUUGUGAAUAUUCAGUUUCGCAGAAAAACUACUAUUCGGGAUAUUUGUAUAUACACAGAUUACAAACUAGAUGAAAGUUAUACACCUAGUCGAAUUAGUAUAAGAGCUGGAACAAAUUUUAAUGAUCUGCAAGAGGUUGAAAUUAUGGAUCUAAAUGAGCCAAAUGGAUGGAUAGUAAUACCUGUCAAAGAUUUAAAUGAACGUCCAAUUCGUACUUUUAUGCUUCAAAUAGCUGUUAUUAGUAAUCACCAAAAUGGAAGAGAUACUCAUAUGCGGCAAAUUAAAGUGCACAGUCCCGCAAUUGAAAUUGUCGGUCCACCUGCUUCUUAUGUACCUGGUCAAUUUCUCACAAACGAAUUUCAGCAAUAUACAGCUAUCAGAUAAAAUUCUUUUCAUUUUAUUAAAAUUAUUUUUAUAUUUGAAAAUUACCCAAUAUAGUGAUGCACAUCGA